CCUCGAUUUGUCGACGUCAUGGAUGACGUAGUUCACUUUACUAAGAACAAAUCAUUGGUUAUGAAAGCCAUAGAUAGAUACAAGGAGCUCAUUCAAUCAGAAACUUAUCAGCGGAUGUUCCAGGAAAAGGCUGACCCAACAAAGCCUGACGUAAUCAAGACGGUAGCAGACAUUCAUAUGUAUUGGUCCAGACAGGCACUAGAGGAUUGUGGGGCUGAGUUGAGUCAGAUUCCAUCUGAUGCGAUGAUAGAAGAAAUUGCAAUGAUAAAUUUCCCAAGUGACCUUGAAGUUCUUGACAAGUUUAAUGGUAUGCUCGAAGUCACAGAAAGACUUAUACCAAAUGCCAGACCUACAGUCAUAGUAGGAGAUGAAGUCCCCAAGGAUAUUGAGAUAGUCGGCCUGGAAACUGAAACACGCUUUCCACUACUUGACUUACAUAUCAAUAAAGAGCGCCCUCUGUUAAUCAUUGCUUCUUCACUCAGCUGA
Molecule: messenger RNA, 486 nt
Organism: Saccoglossus kowalevskii
Lineage: Eukaryota; Metazoa; Hemichordata; Enteropneusta; Harrimaniidae
Product: thyroxine 5-deiodinase-like
Biological process (GO): thyroid hormone metabolic process
Molecular function (GO): thyroxine 5'-deiodinase activity
Source: RefSeq, a predicted model, not a curated record